AUGGACAGAUCGAAUACAGUGGAGCUGCAUGCGGCCGGCGCGCAGAGCGCCCAGGGAGCCCGUCCCGAUCAAGAAGACGAGUAUAUAAUUCUGACACCUGGGGGAAGCCCGAACGAGAUUGGCGAUUCAAUUGCAUUCUUCGCUGUGUUUGACGGGCAUGGCACAGGAAUCGUCUCCAACCACGCGAAGGAGCACAUCCCCCUCCUCCUCUUCGAAUCCGACGAGUUCAGGAGUGGCAACUACGAACGGGCUAUGCAAGCUGCCAUCGACAAAGAGGACGAGCUGCUCCUCCAGGGUUUCCGCGAGGGGCAGAACUUCUUCGCGACGUCUGGGUCUACAGCAUCGCUGGCACUGGUUGAUAUGAAGAAUGGCGUCUUGGUAGUCGGGAACAUAGGCGACUCGCAUAUUCUCAUGGCAGAGCGGGAUCCGGAGAACGGGCAGGUGAAGAGCAUUGAACGCCUGACAACCUCGCACAAACCAGAAAGCGCGGACGAGAAAGCACGCAUCGAAAAGGCAGGUGGGCAUGUACACUCGCAUCAUGACAUCUCACGCAUCGGCAGCCUCAAUAUGUCCCGGGCCCUGGGCGACCUGCAGUACAAGACGCCGCUGAUCUCGGCCGCAGCGGCGCCAAAGACGGAGGGCCAGAAGUUUGCUUGUGCACCAGAUCCGCAAAAUGUGUCUUCACAGGACGGAGCCCAAGCGGGAACAGGGAGAGACGACUUCAUUACGGUCGAAAUGUCCUUUCGCCGGAUUGACUUGCACAAGGAGAAGCAGUAUCUCCUCGCCUUGACGACGGAUGGAGUCACGAAUGCACUGGAUGACGGCAAGAUCAUGAACGGGAUUGCGGAGAUGUUUAAUACAGGCAGUAAGGCGGAUGAAGUGGCAAGGAAGGUGGUAGACCAGGCGGCUUCGACGGAGUAUGCUGAUAAUGCGACCUGCGUGACGGUUUUCUUGAAUGGGACCGAGGCGAGGUUGGCCUAA
Messenger RNA from Aspergillus nidulans FGSC A4, 981 nucleotides. Its product is annotated as PP2C family serine/threonine-protein phosphatase. The record is from RefSeq and is a predicted model, not a curated record. The transcript is spliced from 4 exons. Gene Ontology annotation, molecular function: metal ion binding; protein serine/threonine phosphatase activity; cation binding. NCBI's taxonomy places the organism in Eukaryota, Fungi, Ascomycota, Eurotiomycetes, Eurotiales, Aspergillaceae. Bases 1 to 981 code for a protein of 326 amino acids.